GGUUGAUCCCCCUGACACAAAAACUAGUGACUUGCAAAAUAGAAAUUUCUUAAAAAAAUAUUUUUGGAUAAAUAUCUUAAGAAAAAUGGCAGAAGUUGAACCAAUUACAAUAGAUAAGGAAGAAGUUGUUGAUAGUAAACCAGCAAAGGAAUCAAGUUUAGAGGAGCUGGAUAUGGAAGACUUGUAUACUAAGUUUAAGAAAUUACAAAAACAAUUAGAAUUUUUGGAAGUGCAAGAAGAGUACAUUAAAGAUGAACAGCGUAAUCUAAAGAAAGAGUAUUUGCAUGCACAAGAAGAAGUUAAGAGAAUUCAAUCGGUUCCAUUAGUAAUUGGACAAUUUUUGGAAGCAGUUGAUCAAAAUACAGGCAUUGUUGGAAGUACAACAGGCUCAAAUUACUAUGUUCGAAUCCUGUCAACAAUUGAUCGUGAAUUACUCAAACCAUCAGCUAGUGUUGCUCUUCAUAAGCAUAGUAAUGCAUUAGUUGAUGUCUUACCACCAGAAGCAGAUAGUUCCAUUUCAAUGUUGCAGCCUGACGAAAAGCCAGAAGUUCAAUAUAGUGAUAUUGGUGGCAUGGAUAUGCAGAAACAAGAAAUUCGUGAAGCUGUUGAACUUCCUCUUACUCAUUUUGAAUUAUAUAAACAAAUUGGAAUUGACCCACCACGUGGUGUCUUAAUGUACGGUCCUCCUGGAUGUGGCAAGACUAUGUUAGCUAAAGCUGUAGCUCAUCAUACAACAGCUGCUUUCAUUCGUGUCGUUGGCUCUGAAUUCGUACAGAAAUAUCUUGGUGAGGGUCCAAGAAUGGUUCGUGAUGUUUUCCGUCUUGCAAAAGAAAAUUCACCAGCAAUUAUCUUUAUUGAUGAAAUUGAUGCAAUUGCUACAAAGCGUUUUGAUGCCCAAACUGGUGCUGAUCGUGAGGUUCAACGUAUAUUACUUGAAUUAUUGAAUCAAAUGGAUGGUUUUGAUCAAACAACUAACGUUAAAGUCAUUAUGGCAACAAAUCGUGCAGAUACUUUAGAUCCAGCACUUUUGCGUCCCGGACGUCUUGAUCGUAAAAUUGAAUUUCCAUUGCCUGAUCGUCGUCAAAAGCGUUUGAUUUUCUCAACAAUUACAUCGACUAUGAAUCUAUCAGAGGAUGUUGACUUGGAAGACUAUGUUGCACGACCUGAUAAGAUUUCCGGUGCUGACAUUAAUGCAAUUUGUCAAGAGGCAGGCAUGCAUGCUGUUCGUGAGAAUCGUUAUAUUGUUUUGGCAAAGGACUUUGAGAAAGGCUAUAAAAAUAACAUCAAGAAGGAUGAGCAAGAACAUGAAUUUUAUAAAUAAAUUUUUUAUCUGCCCUUUCCUUCUUAUCCAACAUUAUUAUGUAAUAAGCUUAUGGUUUUUAAUAUAAUUUCAUAAUUGUCAUACCGUCUUUGAUGAAGAAAAUAAAAUGAUACUAAUAAGUAUGAAAAAGUCUAUAAUAUGC
This is a messenger RNA of Chironomus riparius, 1463 nucleotides long. The record is from the annotation of a GenBank genome assembly. Lineage: Eukaryota; Metazoa; Arthropoda; Insecta; Diptera; Chironomidae.